AGCUUCGUUGCGGGGGGAUGAAAUCCAUCCCCCAGUCCCUCGGGAUGUCCCCUUUCCUCCGGUCUGGUUUGCAAAAGGAACACGCAGGAUGGCGCUGCGGGCCGCGGCGCUGGCGGUGCACGCCUGCCUCCUGGCCGCCCUCCACCCCGGAGACCCCAACGUCUGCAGCUACUGGGAGAGCUUCACGGCGGCGGUGAAGGAGUCGUACGCCAAGCCCCACGUCGUGGCCUCCGCCGAGCCCUGCACCAGGGUGCUGAGCUUGUCCCAGCCCUGCCUGCAGCAAAGGAUCGUGUACCGCACCGAGUACCGGCAGGCGGUGCGCACCGACUACCGCCGGCGCUACCAGUGCUGCCUGGGCUACUACGAGAGCAGGGACGUCUGCGUCCCGCGCUGCACCCAGGAGUGCGUCCACGGCCGGUGCGUGGCUCCCGAGCGCUGCCAGUGCGAGCCGGGCUGGAGGGGCGCCGACUGCUCCAGCGAGUGUGACGAGCGGUCGUGGGGCCGGGACUGCGGGCACCGCUGCGACUGCCACCACGGGGCCCCCUGCGACCCGCUGAGCGGGGUCUGCGCCUGCCCCCCCGGCUUCGCCGACCCGCUGUGCCGCCAGCCCUGCCCCCCGGGCACCUACGGCCAGGGCUGCCGCCUCCGCUGCCCCUGCCACCACGGAGCCCCCUGCAACGGCUCCACCGGCGCCUGCCUCUGCCCCCUGGGGCUCGCCGGCCCCCUCUGUGAUGUGCCCUGCCCCGAGGGGAUGCCGUGCGACAGCCACUGCCCCUGCCAGAACGGGGGCAUCUGCCACCCCCCCGGCUCCAACACCUGCGUGUGCCCUCAUGGAUGGAUGGGGGACAUCUGCUCCACGCCGUGCCCCCCCGGGCGCUUCGGCCCCGGCUGCCAGGGCGAGUGCCGCUGCCACAACGGGGGCCGCUGCGACCCCCUGGGGGGGCAGUGCCAGUGCGCCCCCGGCUUCACCGGAGAGCAGUGCCAGGAGCGGUGCCCGGUGGGCAGGUACGGGCAGGACUGCCGGGAGAGCUGCGACUGCGCCAACGGGGGCCAGUGCUUCCACGUGGACGGGGCUUGCCUCUGCGAGGCCGGCUUCCAGGGCAGCCGCUGCGAGGAGCCGCGCUGCCUGCCCGGCCUCUACGGCCUCCACUGCCAGAGCCGCUGCCUCUGCCACCCCCAGCACAGCCUCAGUUGCCACCCGCUGCUCGGGGAGUGCUCCUGCCGCCCAGGCUGGGCCGGGCUCUUCUGCAACGAGAGCUGCCCCCCCGGCUCCUUCGGGGCCGGCUGCCUGCAGUCCUGCCUCUGCCUCAACGGGGGCACCUGCGACGGGGCCACCGGCCGCUGCCACUGCCCCCCCGGCUACACGGACGAGCACUGCUCCUCCCUGUGCCCCCCUGACACCUUCGGGGUGAACUGCUCGGGGCGCUGCUCCUGCCAGCACGCCGUCGCCUGCUCCCCCACCGAUGGCUCCUGCUCCUGCAAGGAAGGCUGGCACGGACCCGACUGCUCGGCGCCGUGUCCCGCCGGCACCUGGGGCCCCGGCUGCAACCGGAGCUGCGACUGCGCCCACGGGGCCGCCUGCAGCGCCCAGAGCGGGACCUGCAGCUGCUCCCCGGGCUGGCACGGCCCCCGCUGCCACCAGCCCUGCCCGAACGGGACGUUCGGCGCCGGCUGCGGGCAGCGCUGCGACUGCGCCCACGCGGACGGCUGCGACGCCGUCACCGGGGAGUGCCGCUGCCUGCCCGGCUGGACAGGGCCGCAGUGCAAGCGGGGCUGCCCGCACGGCUUCUGGGGCCGGGGCUGCGGCCAGCCCUGCUCCUGCCGCAACGGAGCGUCCUGCUCGCCCGAGGACGGAUCCUGCACCUGCGCCCCGGGCUACCGCGGCCCCAACUGCCAGCGCUCCCUGCCGCCCGCAGCCUGCCCGCCCGGCCGCUACGGCAAGAGGUGCUCGCUGAGCUGCUCCUGCUCCAACCGCUCCUCCUGCCACCCCGCCACCGGCGUCUGCCUCUGCGCCGCGGGCUGGACGGGGACACGCUGCGAAGAAGAGUGCCCCCCCGGGACUUUCGGGCUCCAGUGCGAGCAGCUGUGCCGCUGUCCCCAAAACGCCACUUGUCACCCCGUUACCGGCGUGUGCCCGUGUGCCCCCGGCAGGAACGGCCCCCACUGUGAGGCUGCAACCCCCGACCAGCCCUACACCAUCGUGCCCACCCCUCCGCUGGCCUACAGCACCCUGGGGGUGGUGGUCAGCCUGGUGGCCCUGGUGGCUUUGCUGGUGGCCGUGGUGGCCGCGGCGCUGUGCUACCGCCACCGGCAGAAGGGGAAGGAGAACCGGCACCUGGCCGUGGCGUACACGGCGGGACGGACGGACACCUCCGAGUACGUGGUGCCAGACGUGCCGCCGGGCCACGCGCACUACUACUCCAACCCCAGCUACCACACGCUGUCCCAGUGCACGCUGCCUGCCCCCAGCGCCCAGGACAGAGCCAGCUCCCUAAAGGUACCCGGCCCCCAGCUCUUCCCCGGUGCAGAGAGGCCCUACGGCCCCGAAGGCAACGCCACGCUGCCCCCCGACUGGAAGCACCUCGGGGCGCCCCCGCUGGGACCCAGGGGUGGGGGGCACCUGGACCGGAGUUACAGCUACAGCUACAGCUGCAGCCUGGGGAAGUACUACGGCAAGGAGCACCCCCAGGAGGGGCUGGGGGCCAGCGCCAGCUCGUUGGCCAGCGAGAACCCCUACGCCACCAUCAAGGACCUGCCCCCCCUCCUGGCCAAGACCCCCGAGGGCAGCUACAUGGAGAUGAAGGCCCCGGUGCAGCGGGAGAUGUCCUACGCCGAGAUCGGGCUCCUCGAGGAGCCUCCUGCCGGCCCCGAGGAGGAGAGCAUCCCGGGGGGGGCAGAGGGCGCGGAACCAGCCCCGGCCCCCCCCAGCCACUACGACUCCCCCAAGAACAGCCACAUCCCCAGCCACUACGACGUGCCCCCCGUCCGCCACCACCCGCCGUCCCCCCCGCUGCGCAGGAAGGACCGCUGA
This is a messenger RNA of Cygnus atratus (black swan), 3031 nucleotides long. It is a transcript of the gene PEAR1, whose product is annotated as platelet endothelial aggregation receptor 1. Gene Ontology annotation, molecular function: protein binding. The record is from RefSeq and is a predicted model, not a curated record. Gene Ontology annotation, cellular component: membrane. The coding region runs from base 89 to 3031 and encodes 980 amino acids. Lineage: Eukaryota; Metazoa; Chordata; Aves; Anseriformes; Anatidae. The transcript has 22 exons.